GCGUCUGGUUACGCGGAGGAUAGACGCAGAGUUUGCGCGGACGAGGCGCGCGCCAAGCAGCUCCGGGAUCGCGUCGCGCAGAUGGCGCGCGACGCAGGAGAUGAAGCCACUGCUAGCAGACUGCUGAAGACCGGACGAGAAGCUUACCCUGGCUUCGACGAAAUGAAAUAUUUCUGCGAGGUCUUGGGCGGCCAGGUCGUUGUCGAGCACUACGAGGACACGAAGCACUCUGUUCAGAGUGUUUACGGCGACGGCCCGUUGGUAGCGCUUUUUCGGCUUCAUAAGCAGUCCUCUGAGGAUGGGCACGAGGUCGAUCAUUGGUCGUGCCUGCAGAGUUGGAUCCCGCGAGUUCCAGGGGUCGCCGAGCACCAGAACGAGCCCGAGGAUGCGCCCGCCGAUCCGGUCGCCGACAACAGCUCCAUGCAGCGACGAUUGAAGCUUCCAGGAGCUGCGACAUGCAAUGCAGAAUUCGACGACUUCCUGAUGGACGUAGACAACGAGCGGAUCUGGCUGGAAGGUUUAGAGGCAGACCCUGACCCGCCUGCGCAGAGCAUACUCGUGCAGACGGAGGCGGUGAAGGCACUCAUUGAGCAGAAGCACGUCUCAUGGGAUCCGUACCUGAAGCGGAUUGCCCUUGGGGCGCUGGCCAUGUACCGGUGUCGGCUAUCCGAUAUCUACGUUCGAGAGUACGUCAUGAUGAUGCACAUCAUACUUGGCGGUGAUUAUCUUGUCGCCCACGACGGGGUAAUGUACUUCUGCAACGGGAAUAUAAGGUUCUUCGAGAAGUACGAAGGUCUCAUGCCAGAGAUUGUGUAUGCUGCUCUGAAGGAGUACCUCUUAACUUUAGAAGGGCUUUUCCGGUCUUUCACCGGCGAGGUCCGGCGGGAUGACGAGUCCGUGAUGGUCGCCAUCGAGGGGUCGUUGGAGAAGAGCGGGCCGGAGGCUUCGAAGGCGUUCGCCGCGUGGCGCGACAACGCCAUCUUCAACAAAGGAGGCAAGGGCAGUGGCAAGGGCGGCGGCCUGAGUGGCGCGGGUGAAUCUGCCGCAGAAGCCGACGCCCUGACGCAGUUGGAUACGCACGGGCUGGAUGGCGAGGCGCCCGCGCCGGCUGACGGUGCGCCCGCGCCGGCGGACGACAGCGCCGCGCGCAGCGCGCCGUGGUACAUCACGAUCGCAGUGAGCGUUGCUCGAGUUGGACGAAGCUUACAGAUCCAGAUGAUUCAGAACAAGUUGCCGUCGUUUUACUGCGAGUGGUGCGAGACUCCGCGCCCCUCGCACAGGGGCGUCGCCCACCCCGACAUCGCGUUCGUCAACGACCAGGGCGGAACCCCGAUACAAAAGAUCGCGACGGAGAGCGAACGCAAGAGCAUAUACAUCGGCAUACCGCACAAAAUCAAAGCUUAUUUGGGCGACCCAGUGUUGAAGGCGGCCGCGACGAGAGUGGACCAGUUCUACAGGCAGACAUUCUGGGCAAACGCCGCCGCGCACAAAGUGUGCAUGGCCGCCCUCGCCCUGGCGAAGAGAGGGUUGAACGUCGACCAGCUGUUCUUCUUCUGGGGGGCCGGCGGCGUCGGGCUUUCCCUGACGACAGCGCAUCUCGACGCCAUGCUCGGACACUCCAACCACAAGUAUUUCGACCCGCAGGUGUUCUAUCUGGACGAGGAGAUGCGGAAGACGGUGGAGUCGCUCAAAGGCACGAUCGUGCUCACGGCACAGGAGAAGCCAGAAGGCUUGAGGAAGAGCUUCCGGGAGGACUUGUUCAAGAAGCUGGCGUCUGCCGACGGCAUCUUUGGUCGGCUCCCGUAUCAGAUUUUGACAAAGGUUAUAUAUCUGGUCGGGUGGAAACGCAUGGAGCUAAACAAGCUCAUCACUUUCGACGGAGUUACUGAGGGUGCAUUCCACGCCAUCUACCGGAGGUCUCUUCUGAUCAAGAUUUUCGCAAGGUUUGUUGAUGCGGAGUACAUCAGGCGCGUCCUGCCAGACGCAGAGAAGUACGGCAUCUUCCCGCGGGCGCCGGAUCUGAAGCCGUUCAUGCAGUCGGGGCCCGCCAUCGCCGCCGGUCUGCAACGACAGCUGGGCUUCGAGCGGAAAUGCGGCGAAGCGGCAGCGAGGUCGGUGAUAGAUGAUUACUGCCUGCGCGGAGGAGAUAACGGAAUCACGGAGAAAUACAUGCGACAGGCGUGUCUUCUCCCGGAGCCGAGCAAGCCGAAGCCGAGCGGCCAGAGCAGCGCGGCUGCGCCGCCGCCCGGAGUCGACUUCGAGGUCGGGGCGGGCGGCUCGCAGGAGACGGUGGAGCCCAUGGUGCAGUUGCGCUGCCGCCUCCUCGGCCAGAUGCUCGAGCGGAGUUUCGACGCCUUGACGUUCCCAUAUUUCAAGCAGAUUCAUACAGGGCAGAUUCAGGGCUUGCCGGAGAAGAAACCCACAGUGUGGAAGGCGAUGUUGUCCAGUGGAUGGUAUAAAGCUGGUCUGUACGGCAAAGCAAAGGAGAGGUUUUUACCGAAAUUGUUGACCACUCGCAAGUACAAUGAUAUUGUGCCGGAGCCGAACGUGGAGGUCCCGACCGUGCUCCCUGAGCAUUGGGACCGCGCGGCGCUGGGCCGCUACGCGAACGGCAACGCUUGUCGCAAGCACAACGUCGACAUUAUGAUUAGUGUUUUAGCGGCCGUCCCGAAGCCGCGCGGGCGGAAGAAGCGUGGGACGGAGCCCGAGGUGGGCGACAACGCCCAUCUGCGCGCGGUCGGCGCGUCCAUUCAGGCAGCAGAGCGCGCUCUGGAAGAGUUGCUCGAGGUCGCGCGCGAGAAGCCGACCGUGGUCCCUGCCGACGCCCCAGCGGAGAAGAGGAGGAAAAUCGCUAUAAAGAAGAGCGCCAGCGGUGGCAUCGACAUGACGGAGCGCAGCAUCCCCUACACAUACAAACGCACUGCGGCCCGUCGCUUCGCGGAGGGUCCGGCGGCGCAGGGGUGCCCGGCGCGCGUGCUACACGCGCUGCUGCAAGGCACCGUAGAUCUCGACAUCCACAGCGCAGUUCUGACCAUCGUUUGGCAACUCGUGGAACGACUUACCAUGGCCGAUAAGGACGUUUUCAAGGAGGAGUUGGAGUUGUUGAAGCAGCUGGCCGAGGACAGGGACGAGGUACUGCGGGGCGAGUUGCCCGACAUGGGGCCCCAGGCGGCCAAGCGCUUCGUACUCGAGACCAUCGGCGGCUCCCGCUCUUUCGAUGUCGAUGCCAAGCCCUUCGCCAAGAAGUUGCAGCGCGUGAGCCGCGUACUGCGCUGGCUGGCAUGCUCGGCGUUGCCCGAGGUUUACGACAGCUUCUGCCGAGACGCCGCGCUGGGCGACGGCGAGAAGACGGAGAAAUGGCCAGAGGGGCAAACUUUCUCGACUUUCUACCAGCGCGCGGAGGACUACAUCCUCCGCGAGUGGCAUGCGUGGGUGCUCACGCAGCCGGUCAAGCAUUUGUCACUGCAUUUCGACGGCGUCAGGAUCAGCAGAGACGCGGUGCUCGCAAGGCAUGCCACCGUGGCGGACUACGCCGCUGACGCGAGUGCCCACAUCGCGAAGGAAACAGGCUUCGUAGUCAAAAUCAAGGAGAAGACCCACCCGACGAUCGCGGAGGCACUGUCGAGCUGCGGGGCGUGGCGGUCGGUGGAUGCGGCGCCCGGAAACCUACUGAAGCCCGGCAAUGGUAUUCUGCUGGCGCUGUGGCGAUGCGGCGACGCCAGGGUCUCCGCGUCCGUUGUCUCUAGCGUCGGUGCCACGUCAGUGGGGAACAACGCCGCCAGCGUGGAGAAGGGGAGAACGUACGCGGAGUGUUGCCUGAGCCACGGCGUGUCAAUGGCGCCGCAGCUGGGCUUCGAUGCCUGCGAGCAGGGGUUUUAUCUGCUCCACAUGGACGGGCAUGGUUCGCCAUCAUGCGCACUAGUCCACGUGGGGGCUGAGCUCGACAUGGCGACGGUUUAUUUCCGUGACAAAGCUGGAGAGAUGAAUCUGGAAGAGCUCCGUGAUGCCGUCCUCGUCGGGCGAGAUUCGAGGCGAAUCCGAUGUGUUUCCGGGGUCAAGCGGUCCAUCGAGUAUGUGUCAAUCCAGCUCCUGAGCAGCACUGGCGAGCUGGUAGAUGACGAGAGGCCCGCGACACCAGACCCUUACCUGCCUGACGUCAGCAAGCGGCAGUGGGAGGCCAAAGUUGUGGCCUGGCGCAGGGAGAUGUCACAACUGCUUGACGAAGUGCCAAUUGGUGCGACGGAAUUGGCAGCGGCCGAAGAGCUCGGCGUCUGGGUAGAGCCCUCGCCGCCCGCCGUGCGCGGCUGGCGUUACGUCAAGUGGGAGCCGCCGCGGCGCGAAGCUGGAUUGGCCGCGAGCGUGGGCCACUUCGCGGCCGUCAUCCUGCGGCCCGGCAGCGCCACUGUGAUAGACCGCCGAGCAGGUCUGCCAGCGGUUCGCGAGUGGUUGGCGUGGGGCGACAUUCCGGACGUCGAGGUGCCCCAAGUCCCGUGCGAUUUCUCCCUCGAGCUGCCGCGUCUUCCGAAGAUCCGCUUGCUCGAGCGACUCAACGCUCACCCUCGGGACUCCCAGUUGCACUUCGUCGAAGAGUCGCACGCCUAUUACAUUAGCGGCGCGCGAACGCAUGGGUCGGUCACGGGAUUGAUACAUGAGUACUGCAGUGUUUUCGACGCUGGCGCUGUGAUUGGGAAGAUGCGGAGCGGGCGGAACUGGCCGCGACCUGAUUAUUUGCGCCACCCUCGCCCGGAAGACGUGGUCGCGGAGCUGCGGGCCACGGCGGAGGCUGCUCGCUUGCACGAGUUACUUGUUUCGCACGGGGCUUGCGACGCCGAGAUCUGCGCCGAGAUGAAGGCAACUGCGAGAGCGGCCCCCCGCUUGGCAAACCAACUGGAGGGUCUAUCUCUCUCGGAUCACGAGAUCGUGGAGAAAUGGCGCCUGAACAAAGAAGAGGCGGCUAGGCGGGGCACCUGGAUGCACUGGACGUUCGAGGCCCACCUCAACCGCGUUCCGGUGUCCCACGAUGCCGUCGAGUUCCAGUUGUUCUUGGAAUUCUUGGGCGCGCUGGAAGGUCUGGCGGCUUUCCGCGCCGAGUGGGCCAUCUUCGCCGAGCACGAGGGGCUUGCUGGGUCAAUCGACUUCGUGGCUCGAGACUCCGCGGGCAGCCUGUGCAUAUACGAUUGGAAGCGGGCGAAGAAUUUACGUUCGAAGUUCACGAACCCAUGGGGGAAUAUGAAGUUUCCAUUAAGCCGAUUGUCAGACUGCCAGGGAAAUCAUUACCGGGUGCAGCUUAACAUCUACAGGUGGAUGUUGGAACAUUACUACGGCGCCCGCGUGGCCGCGAUGUAUGUGGUCUGCCUUCAUCCGGACAACGGCGACCAGCCAUUUGUGGACGACGUGCCGGUGAUCCCAGAUAUCGAGGAGCUCAUGGCCAUUCAACGCACGAGGUCCCGAGAGUUGCGGGCAAUGGCGUCGGAAGACGCCCGCGAGAUAGACCCCCUGGGCGGCUGGCCGCGGCCAGUCGUGGCGGCGCGCAUGCCGUAUUGCCUGAGCACCGCGGCCAAUUUCGAUCGCGCCUUUCGCCAGAUGUCAGUGGACGUCGCGCACUGGGCCUCGCGUGGCCCGCACGGUGCCGGACUGCCCGGAGUCCUCGCUGUUGUGCCUUGCUGGUUUCAGCCUGCCAACGCAGAACUUGCCUCGGUGACAGCCCCCAGCCCUGUUCACGAUCGCUGUUUCCUUUGCGGGAUGGACGACGGCGACGUCGACGGCAUCGGCCACUAUCUGGAAGGGUGCGUGGCCACGGUGAGAUCAUUUCCUUUCCCCGAAUUGAUGCAUUUGCGCGCAGCGACCUCCGCGUGGGCCAUGUUGGCGCAGCGAUUGGAACCUCGCGGCGACGUCUUCGCAUGCGCGCGGUGCAGCGGAGUCUGCGUCGCCUGGGAAGACACCCUGAACAUAGAUUUCACCGCCGAUAUGCUCAGACUGCACCGGCGACACGCGGAGCAGGACGGUGCCAGGCUCGCGCCGGCGCCGGCUAGGAAACGGAUCAGAGGCAAGAGAACGGCGGACGACGUCGGCGAGGGCUGGGUGUGCCUCGCGGCCGAGCAGCGCGAGCCCCACGAGCUCGCGGACGCGGACUCGGCGGAUGCACCUGAAUCUCCGAGCGGCGAUGAGGGCGAGACAGCAGUGCGGACAGAGUUGUUCGAGUGCCUGGAGAAGGAAGUCAAGAGUUACGCUGCGGGAGUGACGCUCCUGCGCCCCAAGCGGGACAGCGAGGGCGUGAAGUUGAAGUUUGCGUGCGGUCUUUGCCCGUUCCGAUCGUUCUCGACGCAGACGCUCUUGGCCACGCACGUCUCCAAGUACCACCUCAGAAAGACGCGCUUCGUGGCCUCUGGCACGAAGCAAUUCAAUGUCGUGUGCGCGUUGUUCGACAACGACCGGCUUCUGCGAACUCCAGCAGGGAACCUGCUGAAGCGGUCUGCCACGAUCCUGCGCGAGACAAUAUCUCCUGCUGUUCAUCGCGGACAGAACGCCAUUGACAAGGACAUUGUGCUGGUCCUCGACGACGACGGGCCGUCGUACCAGAACAAGGCAGCAGUCGGGCAGAAUCUCGCGUGCAGACGAGUGGGGUACACAUGCUAUACCCGUGGCUUCGCCGAUAUCCUAUUGCAGGAGUCCUUGCGCCACCAUGGGCGCGUGCGCCCGGCGAUGCUGCGGACGUGCGCUCGCGUCGUAGAGCAGGGCUCCGAGUUGAGCAGCAUGCUGCCGACAGCGUUGAUCACUGGCUAA
This is a messenger RNA of Prorocentrum cordatum, 6783 nucleotides long. Lineage: Eukaryota; Dinophyceae; Prorocentrales; Prorocentraceae. The record is from the annotation of a GenBank genome assembly.